AGGAGCAGCCGGAGCAGCCGGAGCAGCAUGGUCCAGCUCCGGCAGCUGCUCCGCGCCCUGACUUUGAUGAAGUUCCCCUGCUGCGUGCUGGAGGUGCUCCUGUGCGCGCUGGCGGCGGCGGCGCGCGGCCAGGAGAUGUACGCCCCGCACUCCAUCCGGAUCGAGGGGGACGUCACCCUCGGGGGGCUGUUCCCAGUGCACGCCAAGGGUCCCAGCGGAGUGCCCUGCGGCGACAUCAAGAGGGAGAACGGGAUCCACAGGCUGGAAGCGAUGCUCUACGCCCUGGACCAGAUCAACAGCGAUCCCAACCUGCUGCCCAACGUGACACUGGGCGCGCGGAUCCUGGACACUUGUUCCAGGGACACUUACGCGCUGGAACAGUCACUCACUUUCGUCCAGGCGCUCAUCCAGAAGGACACCUCCGACGUGCGCUGCACCAACGGCGAGCCCCCGGUGUUCGUCAAGCCGGAGAAAGUAGUUGGAGUGAUUGGGGCUUCGGGGAGUUCCGUCUCCAUCAUGGUAGCCAACAUCCUGAGGCUUUUCCAGAUCCCCCAGAUUAGUUAUGCAUCAACGGCACCUGAGUUAAGUGACGACCGGCGCUAUGACUUCUUCUCCCGCGUGGUCCCACCUGACUCCUUCCAAGCCCAGGCCAUGGUAGACAUUGUGAAGGCCCUAGGCUGGAAUUACGUGUCUACUCUCGCAUCUGAAGGAAGUUACGGAGAGAAAGGUGUGGAAUCCUUCACGCAGAUUUCCAAAGAGGCAGGUGGGCUCUGCAUUGCCCAGUCCGUGAGAAUCCCCCAGGAGCGCAAAGACAGGACCAUUGACUUUGAUAAGAUUAUCAAACAGCUCCUGGACACCCCCAACUCCAGGGCCGUCGUGAUUUUUGCCAACGAUGAGGACAUAAAGCAGAUCCUUGCAGCAGCCAAAAGAGCUGACCAAGUGGGCCAUUUCCUUUGGGUGGGCUCUGACAGCUGGGGGUCCAAAAUAAACCCACUGUACCAACACGAAGACAUCGCGGAAGGAGCCAUCACCAUUCAGCCCAAGAGAGCAACCGUGGAAGGGUUUGAUGCCUAUUUUACAUCCCGCACACUUGAAAACAACAGAAGGAACGUCUGGUUUGCUGAAUACUGGGAGGAAAACUUCAACUGCAAGCUGACGAUUAGUGGGUCAAAGAAAGAAGACACGGAUCGCAAAUGCACAGGACAGGAGAGAAUUGGAAAAGAUUCUAACUAUGAGCAGGAGGGGAAAGUUCAGUUCGUGAUAGACGCCGUCUACGCGAUGGCUCAUGCCCUGCACCACAUGAACAAGGAUCUUUGUGCUGACUACCGGGGCGUCUGUCCGGAGAUGGAGCAAGCUGGGGGCAAGAAGUUGCUGAAGUACAUCCGCAACGUGAAUUUCAAUGGGAGCGCUGGCACCCCAGUCAUGUUUAACAAGAAUGGAGAUGCCCCGGGGCGGUAUGACAUCUUUCAGUACCAGAUGACCAACACCACGAACCCGGGUUACCGUCUGAUUGGACAGUGGACAGAUGAACUUCAGCUCAACAUCGAGGACAUGCAAUGGGGUAAAGGGGUCCGGGAGAUCCCUCACUCCGUGUGUACUCUGCCCUGCAAACCCGGCCAAAGAAAGAAGACCCAGAAGGGAACCCCCUGCUGCUGGACCUGCGAGCCGUGUGACGGCUACCAGUACCAGUUCGAUGAGAAUACGUGCCAGCAUUGCCCUUAUGACCAGCGGCCCAAUGAGAACCGGACUGGCUGCCAGGAUAUCCCCAUCAUCAAGCUGGAGUGGCAUUCCCCCUGGGCCGUCAUCCCCGUCUUCUUAGCGAUGCUGGGCAUCAUCGCCACCAUCUUUGUCAUGGCCACUUUCAUCCGCUACAAUGACACGCCCAUCGUCCGGGCAUCUGGGCGGGAACUCAGCUAUGUUCUGCUGACCGGCAUCUUUCUCUGCUACAUCAUCACUUUCCUGAUGAUAGCCAAGCCCGACGUGGCGGUGUGUUCCUUCCGAAGAGUGUUCUUGGGCUUGGGGAUGUGCAUCAGUUAUGCAGCCCUCUUGACAAAGACCAAUCGGAUUUAUCGCAUAUUUGAGCAGGGCAAGAAGUCGGUGACAGCUCCCAGACUCAUCAGCCCGACAUCGCAGCUGGCCAUCACUUCAAGUUUAAUAUCAGUUCAGCUUCUAGGUGUCUUCAUUUGGUUUGGCGUUGACCCACCCAACAUCAUCGUAGACUAUGAUGAACAUAAGACAAUGAACCCCGAGCUGGCCAGGGGAGUUCUCAAAUGUGACAUCACAGAUCUGCAAAUCAUUUGCUCGUUGGGAUAUAGCAUUCUUCUCAUGGUCACGUGUACUGUGUAUGCCAUCAAAACUCGGGGUGUCCCAGAGAACUUUAACGAAGCCAAGCCCAUUGGAUUCACUAUGUACACGACAUGUAUAGUAUGGCUUGCCUUCAUUCCAAUUUUUUUUGGCACCGCUCAGUCAGCGGAAAAGCUCUACAUACAAACCACCACGCUUACAAUCUCCAUGAACCUAAGUGCGUCAGUGGCGCUGGGGAUGCUAUACAUGCCGAAAGUGUACAUCAUCAUUUUCCACCCUGAACUCAAUGUCCAGAAACGGAAGCGAAGCUUCAAGGCAGUAGUCACAGCAGCCACCAUGUCAUCACGGCUGUCACACAAACCCAGUGACAGACCCAACGGUGAGGCAAAGACAGAACUCUGUGAAAACGUAGAUCCAAACAGCCCUGCUGCAAAAAAGAAGUAUGUCAGUUAUAAUAACCUGGUUAUCUAAGCUGUUCCAUGCCUUGGGACCACGGAGGAGGCAGAUCCUCAGUUAUUUUGUCAUCCAACCUGGCAUAGGACUCUUUUGGUCCUGCCUGCUGCCCAUCACUGGAGGAGCAUCCUCCGCCGGAAGACCAACGUUAGAGGAUCCAAGUGUCCUAGCAGCUGCUUUAUGAAAUAUUCCUACUUUAUCUUGGCUUAAUAAGUCACUGGCAUCAGCACUGCCAACUUGGCUGCAGUUCUGGACCUUCCCGACGGAAGGGAGUGUUGAGACUCAAGUCCCACCCAGGCUCUCUAGGACGAACCGCUGAGAGCCACAGUGACUGUUUUGGGGGCUGACCCGUCUUUCUACGUAUGUACUUCCAGGUUGCAAGGUUUUGAAAUUUUCUGUAUAGUUUGUGAGGACUUUUGCACUUUGCCAUCCGAUGUUGUACCUCGGUUCACUGUUUGUUUUCAAAUGCCCUGUUUUCAUAGAGCCCUAUUCUCUCAGACGGCAAAAUAUUGGGGGAAAUUUUAAGACAAAAUUUUCAAAAGAUCUCGGCGGACUAAAAUAUAUAUUUAAACCGCCUACACACAUGACUGUACUAGGUAUAAUUAUGAUUAUAAUACCAUCGCAAAUCAUGUUAUUUUUUUUAAGACAAAAAGAUACUUAAAGACCAAUAACUGUGCUGAUAUAGUAGGUCCCACCUAUCUUUCGAUAGGUCACACAAAAGGAAGGUAGAGGCUGAACUGAAUAGAGGUCUUGUUCGGAAUGCAUGCCGGUAAUGUAUUUUACAGUACAUGUUAAUAAUACGUUCAAUAUUUGUAUUUGUGUUCUCUUCUGUUAUUUUAUUUAGGGUAUAUGGAUAUUUUGCAAUAAUUUUAAUAAUGAUCAAGCUCUUUGAAGAAAAGAAUAUGGAUUUUUCAUGUCUUGAGGUUUUGUUCAUGCCCCCCUAUGACUGACCAGUGUGAUAAGGACUUUUAAAAAAAGCAUGUAUGUUUUUUACUGUUUGUAAUAAGUACUUUCGUUAAUCUUGCUGCUUAUGUGCCAAUUUAGUGGAAACACACCCUUGCUGAAAAAUUCCUUCUUUCCAUUCUCUUUCAAUUCUGUGAUAUUGUCCAAGAAUGUAUCAAUAAAAUACUUUGGUUAACUUUUU
This is a messenger RNA of Myotis davidii, 3901 nucleotides long. It is a transcript of the gene GRM7, whose product is annotated as glutamate receptor, metabotropic 7. The coding region runs from base 28 to 2775 and encodes 915 amino acids. The transcript has 10 exons. Gene Ontology annotation, molecular function: group III metabotropic glutamate receptor activity. The record is from RefSeq and is a predicted model, not a curated record. NCBI's taxonomy places the organism in Eukaryota, Metazoa, Chordata, Mammalia, Chiroptera, Vespertilionidae. Gene Ontology annotation, cellular component: membrane. Gene Ontology annotation, biological process: regulation of synaptic transmission, glutamatergic; G protein-coupled glutamate receptor signaling pathway.